Gekko japonicus is the source of this 4381-nucleotide messenger RNA. It is a transcript of the gene SSH2, whose product is annotated as slingshot protein phosphatase 2. Gene Ontology annotation, biological process: actin cytoskeleton organization; negative regulation of actin filament polymerization; protein dephosphorylation. Lineage: Eukaryota; Metazoa; Chordata; Lepidosauria; Squamata; Gekkonidae. The transcript is spliced from 14 exons. The coding region runs from base 113 to 4369 and encodes 1418 amino acids. Gene Ontology annotation, cellular component: cytoplasm. Gene Ontology annotation, molecular function: actin binding; protein tyrosine/serine/threonine phosphatase activity. The record is from RefSeq and is a predicted model, not a curated record.
CGGCCGGGGGAGCUGCUGGUGCCGUUGCUCCCGCUGGGCCGGCGCUGUCCACGUUGGCCCCGGGCGCCUUGGCCAUGCGGCGCGCUCUCCGCCCGGGCCCCGCCGGCCCCUCAUGACCCUGAGCGGGCUCCUCCGCAGGCAGGAAGGCGGGGGCGGCCGCCGGACCCUCGCUCCCCACGCCGCCGCCGGCCGCCGCCGCCGCCCCAAGAUGAUCCCCUACUUCUCCGCCGACGCCGUCAUCUCGCAGAACGCCAUCAACCAGCUCAUCAGUGAAAGCUUUCUCACGGUGAAAGGCGCAGCCCUCUUCCUGCCUCGUGGAAAUGGUUCUUCAGCUCCCCGGAUCAGCCACCGGCGCAACAAACAUGCAGGGGACCUUCAGCAGCACCUACAAGCCAUGUUCAUGCUUCUCCGACCAGAAGAUAAUAUCCGGCUGGCUGUAAGACUGGAAAGCACGUAUCAGAACCGCACACGAUACAUGGUGGUGGUCUCGACCAACGGUCGGCAAGACACGGAGGAAAGCAUUGUCCUCGGAAUGGAUUUCUCGUCCAAUGACAGCAGCGUGUGCACCAUGGGGCUGGUCCUGCCGCUCUGGAGCGACGCCCUCAUUCAUCUGGAUGGCGACGGGGGCUUCAGCGUCUCGACAGACAACAGGGUGCACAUCUUCAAGCCGGUGUCGGUGCAAGCCAUGUGGUCCGCCCUCCAGAGCCUUCACAAAGCGUGCGAAGUGGCCCGGAUCAAUAACUACUACCCCGGGAGCCUUUUCCUCACCUGGGUCAGUUACUAUGAGAGCCACAUCAACUCCGACCAGUCCUCGGUCAACGAGUGGAACGCCAUGCAAGAUGUCCAGUCCCACCGGCCAGACUCCCCUGCCCUCUUCACAGAUGUCCCGACAGAGCGAGAACGCACGGAGCGUUUGAUCAAGACCAAACUGAGGGAGAUCAUGAUGCAGAAGGACUUGGAAAACAUCACGUCCAAGGAGAUCCGAACAGAACUGGAGAUGCAGAUGGCGUGCAAUCUCCGGGAGUUCAAGGAAUUCAUCGACAACGAGAUGAUCGUCAUCCUCGGCCAGAUGGACAGUCCCACGCAGAUCUUUGACCACGUUUUCCUGGGGUCAGAGUGGAACGCCUCCAAUCUGGAAGACCUGCAGAACCGAGGGGUGCGGUACAUUUUGAACGUCACUCGAGAGAUCGAUAAUUUCUUCCCGGGGAUUUUCGAAUACCACAACAUCCGUGUUUACGAUGAAGAAGCAACAGAUUUGUUAGCUUACUGGAAUGACACAUACAAAUUCAUCUCCAAAGCAAAGAAGAACGGCUCCAAGUGCCUGGUUCACUGCAAGAUGGGAGUCAGCCGGUCCGCCUCCACAGUGAUCGCGUACGCCAUGAAGGAGUACGGCUGGAACCUGGACCGGGCCUACGAUUACGUGAAGGAGCGGCGCACAGUCACCAAGCCCAACCCCAGCUUCAUGCGGCAGCUAGAGGAGUACCAGGGGAUCCUUCUGGCCAGCAAGCAGCGGCAUAACAAGCUCUGGCGGUCGCACUCCGAAAGCGACCUCUCUGACCACCACGAGCCCAUCGGCAAGUCCGGGAUGGAAGUCAGCAAAAAGGAGAUCACGACGUCCGCAGACCAGAUCUCGGACAACAAGACCCUCAACAGCCACCACUCGUCGGCACCUCCAGGAGGGCCCACUAGCCCGCCCGUCGAAUGCUGGUGCCAUCUCGGCGCCAACGCCAUGGAGGACUUCUGCGGCAGGGAGAGGGUGAUCCAGCUGGAGAUCACCUCCCGAGACUUCAGCACGGAGCAGAUGGAGGACAAGUUGAACCUGAACAGCAUCAAUGGGUGCCCUUCCGGGUGUUGCUUAGAUGACCCAAAGUUUCCUCUGGACAACUGCCGAGCCCCUGAGGCCAUGCUUCAGCACGGAGAAGCCUUCAAGGUGGCUGCUGAGUUUCCCGACUUGGCAGUGGAUGAUUUGGAGAAAGAUGCCCUCAAGCAAGGCGACGGGAGCGUCCAUUUGGUCCCCAUGGAAGAGCUGGAGUCUUGCUUGCAAGACCUUCCAAAGUCGCCCAACCGCGACUCCCCGAGCCCACCAUUCCCCUCCCAACCCGAGAGCACGGAUUUCAGCACAGACAGGAUAGACUUCUUCAGCGCCUUGGAGAAGUUUGUGGAACUUUCUCAGGAGGGCAGGUCCCGCGCCUUCUCCCACUCGAGGACGGAAGACCAGGGAGGCGGGAGGAACGGUCUCCCCAAAGUAUCGGCACUGGAAUUGCUGCCCUCUGAUCCCGUGGGAGAUGCUGGACGGAACAACUCAAUGGGCAACUCCCCGCUGGUGUCAGAAGCGUCUUCAACGGAGGAGGAACAUCUGAAGCUCUCUGAACUGGACCGGUCAAGCGGCCUGACACGAUCUCACUCAGAAAACGCCAUCUCGGUGAAAGAAAUAGUCACGGAAAUCGAAUCAAUCCACCAGGGCGUGGGGCAGGGAGUGGAAAAAAGGGACAGCUUGAACAGUCAAGUCCCAGCUUCCAAGAGGAACACCGUCCACGAGCUGCCCGCAGAAUCAGUCUGGGCCUGGGAGAGUAAGUCCGGGAAAGCCGAGCCAGGGGAAGGGGUUGCCACGCCGCAGAAGGAGGCAGCCAGAGAGCCUCCGAAACCAGAUCAAGAGAGUACGUCAGUCCCACAGGCGCCGGGUGCUAAGCUGGAGUCCGAAGAGAGCGACAACUUGCCAGAAGACCCACUGGAGACUCGUCUGAAUCCCGGGCCCAAGUGGUGCCCAGGCUCUGUACGGCGUGCCACCCUGGAGUUUGAGGAGCGCCUCCGACAAGAGCAGGAACUGCAGCACGCCUCCCCUAUCGCCCCCUUACCCGUCCGCAAGAACUCCAAGAUCGAGCCAGCAGCAGCCGAUGUUCUCCUGAAGGGCAAGGAUGAAGAACCGUCCCACGAGCUGGCCCACAUCUCCAGGGAUAAGGAGGCCAUGAGAGUUGGGAACGCCGGUGCCGAGAUCGGUUCCGAACAGCCCCCCGUCCCUCCCGCUCAGGAUGACCGAUUGGAGGGCUCUCGUGCAGAGGUACCGGGGCUGGCCAGAGAGCACAGAACAGUGGUUUUGGUGGAAGGUCACGAUAAGAUCCCUGCGCCUUGCCCCCUCCCCAAAAGAAUCGAGAUCAUUGAGUACACCCACGUGGCAAGGUCGCCCAGCCUCCCUGGGGCGGAUUUCCCAGUAGCGGAGCAGAGUCCUGAACUUGAGGUGCUGGAGAAAGCCUCCACGAUAGCCGCAGCAUCGGUGGUUGAUGAGAACUGUAAUGCACCUUCAUGCUCUGAGGAUCCCGUUGACCUGGUGGGGGCAUGCCCGUCAUUGAGGCCUUCAGUACUGGAGCACAGAGACUUCGAGAAAGCUGUCUUCUCCUUGGGGAGCCCCGAGGAGGAGGAAAUAGGGGUCCUGAUGGACACGGAAGCCCCUCAGUUAGCAAACCCGGUGAACUGUCCGCCCACACAGCACUCAGACCACCUCGCCCGCCAGCACUUUGUUUGCUUAGAGGGGGUCACGCAGGACGGCACGAGCUCAGACCCCGAGCCAGCCCCUUCGUGGGGCUACGCUGGGAACGGACAGUUUGCCUUUGAGGAGAGGGGAGGAGGGGCCCCGCGGAGGAGGAGCGAGGGGGCCCUAGUGCAGUGGAGCCCGGGGGACUCAAACCCGCCCCUUAAGCAAGACCCGCAGACUGGGGGAGCUCUAGAAGCCAUGGCCACCGUGCCGCAUUGCUGCGGCCUCCCCCACAGCUCCAGUAGCGACAGCAUCCAGGACUUGAGCGGCAGUCCCAGCUCGGUGAAACAGCGCGCAAAGGAAAUGGAGGCCCGGAUCCGGCAAGCGGGCCUCACCCCGCCUUCCCACAUGAAACGGUCGGCCUCCUUAGCCAAGCUGGGCUGCCUGGAUCUGCUGAAGGACGACUUGACCUGCAGGGACCCCCUCUCCCCCAGCCCAUCCUCCCCUGACCCACUUCCCGCCGCCUGCAGCCAGAGAGGGCCCACGCUUGCUUCGGAGCACCGAGCGCAGGACCCGGGCCUGACACUCCUGCCCCCCGUCCCCCAGGCCCCCCAGCUGACGGUGCAUUUCGUGGAGCCGCUCAAGACGGCGGAGCGCAUCGCCCUCAGCAAGCCAGUGGAGAGGCCCCCGGCGCAAUAUGCCAAAGAGUUCAGUCUGACUCGGCCGCUCUCCGAAGCGAAAUUGACUAGUGCCCAGGCAGCCGGGUUGCCUGGUUUGCCAGUGCCCCCAAGGCUGGCUGUGGUGCCCAGGUACCAACACGGUAGAACUCGACUGCCGAGGAGACUCAAAAAAGCAAACGACAGGAAACGUACAACCAAUCCCCUGUAUAAUACCAUGUGAUCUUCAGCCCCC